Synchytrium microbalum is the source of this 846-nucleotide messenger RNA. RefSeq lists its product as uncharacterized. The transcript has 3 exons. The record is from RefSeq and is a predicted model, not a curated record. Bases 1 to 846 code for a protein of 281 amino acids. Gene Ontology annotation, molecular function: structural constituent of ribosome. Gene Ontology annotation, cellular component: mitochondrial small ribosomal subunit. Lineage: Eukaryota; Fungi; Chytridiomycota; Chytridiomycetes; Synchytriales; Synchytriaceae.
AUGAGCCGCUAUAUCCCCAAACCAAAGUACAAUCCAUUCACCAUCCGCGACAACCAUACCAGAAUGCAGCAUCCGCCAUCUUCUUCACAAGUAUCAACUCCAGCAUGGCAAUCGGCAAUCAAGAUGCAUCCUCCUGCCCCUUACCACCCACGCGGCGUCGUCCCCAAAGAAGUCGGCCAAUUCAUUGAAUCACUUCAACACACUCUCCUACGCGAUGCAUCUCUCGCUCAUCGCAAAAUCCCACAUCGCAAUUAUACCAAAAAAGACCACAGAACUGUCAUUAAAACAAAUACCAGAGCUCCACGGUACUAUUACACGCCGCCAGCUAUAGAGUAUCCGGAAGACGAGCUACGAAAGGACUUUUAUGUAGGGCAUCCGUUUGAGCUGUCAAGGCCGAGGAUCAUGUUGGAGGAUCCAAGUACCAUGGAGGAGGAGAUUGUAAAGGAUGUGGAGUUGGAUACAAGUCCGGAACUGUCUGGUGAAAGUGUGAUUCGCCACGCCCUAUACCUCAUGUCCCACCCCAAAUCACCAAUGCCCCGAGCUGAAGCAUACAAGGAAGCCCUCCGUCUCUUCUACAGCCGGCGAGCAAAGGAAGACGUCCACGCACAGCAGAAACGGGCUAUUAAAAUAGAAGCUGCUUGGAGAACACCAGGAUCGGACAAGACGGAUCGGUCUGGCGGUAGACCUUGGACGGCUAUUACUAUUAAGGAGGAGGAGGAUGCGUUGGCUGCUACGAAUGCGUAUAUGACUUUGAAGAAUCAAGAGAAGGCAGAGAAUCUAAAGUCUUCACGACAAAUGACCAUGUUUGAUAAUAUCGAGUCGGCAAUACCUCGUACAAAACGAUAG